Molecule: messenger RNA, 2746 nt
Organism: Amoebophrya sp. A120
Lineage: Eukaryota; Dinophyceae; Syndiniales; Amoebophryaceae
Source: the annotation of a GenBank genome assembly
GUCACCCAUUUCCAAUUGCAACCACAGGCGCCACGCCUUGAUGCGACGGACGAAACUGUGUUUGUGCAACAUCCAUCAUGCCGACGAGCGCAGCUGAAUUACAGUGCAGAGGGCACAGCUAGAGGUGAUUUGUUGAUAAUCCUCGUGAAAAAUAUCGCCUGUACAGCUUGUUGCGAGAGAGAAUCGAGAACCGCCACUGCUUGGUCGGGUCACUUGCUACUUGCGUCGAGAGCAGGAAUUUAAUCUAUCGUAUCGUCGUCUAUAACAAGAAGAUUGAGCGUUGUCCAGCUUGUAAAUUUCAGGAAGUCGCUCGCUGUUAGAAAAGCAGGCACAAAGACAACAAAAGCGCAGUGACUACUCGUAGCACCACGACAAGCGGAAAAUACCAUCAUGGCCGAGGAGGAAGAGCCCCCCGCGGCGGACGAAAAUGUCAUACCAGAAACCGGAUUGGUCCUCACGUACACAGAAGAGUGGGUCUCAGAAUGGAACAAAAGCCCGUCGGAAGCAAGUAUGUUGAUGUUUUUUUUUGGAUGUUGAUCUUACUUAAUAUGCAUGACAAAAGGCCUUUCUGAUGUCCUUGUUCGCAUGACAAAUUCCCCAUUUCAAACAACAAUCGAACGACAAACACGACCCAGGUAUUCUUGAGCUCAAGCAGCUAAACGCGUUGCAGUUCCGCGACGAAAUACUGUGCGACUUCGCCUUUUACAACUUGAUGCACUGCCGCAGCAUCGUCUUGAACACGAAGGGCACGGCGAUUUUUUGCACACUUCUGGAAUCCUGCGCACUGUCAAUAACAGAGCGGGAUACGACCUUCGAUCUGCUCUUUAAACGGUUCAGCGACGGGAUAAAAGCGCACAAACACGCAGGGUAUAAACAUGCUGGUUUGAUAAUGCAUAUGGAAUUCUGCAUGACAGAUAAUGGUCUACUUUCGGUUGCGAUUGGUAUCAUGUCGUGUUGUAUUCGCUUCUGCCAUGAAAAAAGCCCUCUUUCAUGCGGGAACGAAUGUAAAACAUAGUACACAACGCACUCAAAGGUACUUUUCCCCAGCAGAGUGCAAACUCAUGGUAGAUUACGCGGUGGGCACGUUUUUCAAGCAUUUCGUGCUCUACCGCAUGUUAUCAAAUGUAAAAGUGUCUGGGUCUGGAAGAUUGCCAGGUUUGUCAUGCACAUUUUGCAUGACUCCUGAUGUCUAUGAUGCAUGCCCUAGCAUCACAGAUUUUCUGAGGGCUUCCUGAUGCCUAUACCGCAUGACAAAUGCUCUUUCCGUGUAGCAAAGCUUGGACUCUCUUUGCUGCUCAUGCAAUACAGAUUUUUUUAGAAUCCAAAAUCAGCAUGACAAGUUGGAUUCUUCCAGACCCAGACAUUUUUACAGUUGACACAUGUGCCUCGACUUCGUACAGAAGCCCGCCAGGAGAUUCAUGGUACUAAAAUGAAUGCUGCUCCAUCGUUCCGGAUAGAUUGUCCAUUAAAGUUUUUUUGUUGUUGCAUAAACAUUGCGCAUGACAGACGGCAGUUCAGUCGUGUGGUUUCUCGCAGUGCGGCGUGCGACGGGGACAAUAAAUACUUGUAAAACAGUGCGAAGUCGCUCUCGAGGAACCGUCGUUCCCACCCCCAACGCUUGUCGGCGCGGAGAACAUAUCGGAAGAAAAAACUGGUUCACUGUGAACUUGUCGUGCAGAAAAUGGAACACAGAACUAUUCGUCUUGCUACACCUGCAAGACAUUGGAUUUUCAAGCGUGUUUUCCCUUGGGAAGCGCGCAUGGCAGAUUUUCAGUGUCAUGUGUGUCAAACUUGUGAUGCAGAAAAUCACCACAGUGAAACAGUUUUUUCCUGUGAUAGAACAUAACCGAAAAAGAGAAAGCGUUGCAGGAGCAACAGGCUGCAGAGAAUGCAGGUAUAAAGAUUUCUAUCGGUCGUGGUUGUUGUCUUGGAAUGUGUGCAUGACACAAAGAUUUUUCCAUGCGGUUUUGCAUGACAACUUGUGUAGAAGUAGUACCUAUGUAUUUCAGGAGAAGGAAUUUCAAUUUGUGAUGCAAGAGCUACGAAUACAACACGAAUAACUACACAGGCGCUGCCGGCGAAGCUGGAAGCACAGGGCCGCCCGAGGGGCAGACCGGGGAUCAAGGAGCGCCAGUAGAUAUGAAACAGAAACCGACGAUAAGUUGUUCUUUUUUUGCAUUUGUGGACGAUUUGUCAUGCCAAACUGCAUAAGAGUUUUGUUCUUCUCGUGCUCACCUUCGCGGCAUCACAUGGUCAAGCAAGGUAGAAAAAUGUCACAAGCAUCAAUAAAGAGACUUUCGUUUUGGUUUUCCUCCCCAUACCGCAAGACGACGAGCCAAUACCACCGGAGCUGCAAAUAUGAGAGUGCACAACUCCCCCGCCCCCUCAUUUGUAUUGCAUGAACAGCAAUACAAACACCAGCACACGUGGAGCCUGUGCAUGACAAAUUCAUGCGCCUAGUGUAGUACUGUCUGGGCUUCCGGAAUCUGUCAUGCAAAGAACAGUGUCACAGGGAAGCACUUGGAUUUGGCAUUCUUGCAUUACAAAUGAGGGGGAGAGGGAGUUGUGCACUCCCAUAGUAAAAGAUUCUGGACCUCGAGGUCACCGCUUCCGAGACAAGAAUACGAGAAAAAUUAACCAUGCUACAUGAAAAAACGAACAAAUGAUAAAAAAGUCUUCAAUGCGAAUGCUCGCUGUUGAAGAUUGGUUUUGUGUGAACGCAAAAGAAAAACUUUAUUCCAAUACG